Molecule: messenger RNA, 321 nt
Organism: Loa loa (African eye worm)
Lineage: Eukaryota; Metazoa; Nematoda; Chromadorea; Rhabditida; Onchocercidae
Exons: 3
Coding region: 1-321 (106 amino acids)
Source: RefSeq, a predicted model, not a curated record
AUGGUGGGAGAUCCGAAGGAUUUAUGGGUAACAAGUUUGCCGUCACAUACUCCAAUCAAUUUUAAAAGAUCAAUUCUCGAAAUCAACGAGAUUUUCGAAUUGGAAAUUUUAGAAAAUCGUUUUGCACUACGACGAUGGCCACGAAAGAUAUGGGUUGAUAAGUUUGAGAGCACAGGCGCUCUAGAAAGAUUGCCCCAGCCAAGCGAAAAGAAGGCAAGAAGAGGGAGAUCGAUACACAAAGCCAUAUUGCGCUACGUUGCUGUAGGCCCGGCGUCAAGCCAAAGUUCCACAUCUGAUAAACUUACUGAAGUCAGUAAAUGA